Aspergillus niger is the source of this 1998-nucleotide messenger RNA. RefSeq lists its product as uncharacterized. The record is from RefSeq and is a predicted model, not a curated record. NCBI's taxonomy places the organism in Eukaryota, Fungi, Ascomycota, Eurotiomycetes, Eurotiales, Aspergillaceae. The transcript is spliced from 3 exons. The coding region runs from base 1 to 1998 and encodes 665 amino acids.
AUGGCUACAGAUACACCUCUUGAGGAAUUUGUCAAAAGGCCUCUAUAUGUGUACAAUCUUCCACAGGAACUUCUCUCGACGCUAACCACGAAGCAUGAAAACCAAGCGAUAUUAAGAGCGGACACCCCUGAAGCUGUUGCAGACAAGACCAACGAAGUCGUGUUGGAUCAUGCGGUUGCCUCGACAACAAGUUGUACUCUUUGCAAGGUCUCGUACCUGAACGUCCAAGAACAACGGAGCCAUGUUCGCUCCGACCAUCAUAGAUAUAACCUGAAGGCCCAGCUUAGAGGAGGUUUAACAUUGGACGAGCCUCAAUUUGCAAAAGCGAUUGGGGAACUCGACGAGUCUAUAUCCGGGUCCGAGUCGUCAGAAGCAGAGGAUGAGGAAGAGGAGGAUGAUCAGCUUUCAGCAUUGCUGAAGAGACAGGCCAAAAUCUCUCAGGUAAACGAUGAGGAUGAAGCACCAUCGAAGAAGAAAACUUCCGGCAGGCCACCACUUUUCUGGCUCGCUAGCACACGUCUGCCUUCCAACAUGUCCUUGGGUGUCUACCGGGCCUUGUUCUCAAAUGCUGAACAGGAUGAGCCCAAACACCUCGUUGAAACCAUUCAAAGGAAGCAGCUUGCACCUAUCAUGCCGCCGAGAGCCAAUGGAAAUGCCCAACAGACGCCGUCAUCCCCCAGCCCUCAUGUUUUCAUGUGCAUGAUCGGAGGCGGCCAUUUCGCCGCAAUGCUGGUCUCGCUGGCUCCCGAAAUUCAUCGGAAGCAGGGCGGUAUCGAGGAUAGACAAGCUCGGGUCAUUGCGCACAAGACAUUUCAUCGUUACACGACCAGACGAAAGCAAGGUGGCUCGCAAUCUGCUAAUGAUGCUGCCAAGGGGGCCGCGCAUUCGGCAGGUUCCAGUCUCAGAAGAUACAAUGAAGCUGCGUUAGAGAAGGAGGUCAGAGAUUUAUUGACCGAUUGGAAGCAGAUGAUUGAUGAGGCCGAACUAUUGUUUGUUCGUGCUACGGGCAGUACAAAUCGUCGAAUCCUUUUCAGCCAGUAUGAGGGCCAGGUUCUCAGGCAAAACGACCCGAGAUUGAGAGGCUUCCCGUUCAGCACCCGUCGGGCAACCCAGGGGGAGCUGAUGCGUUGCUUCAAGGAGCUCACCCGGGUGAAAGUAAGCCAAAUCGACGAAGCCGCGUUGGCGGCUGCAGAGGCCAAGCAACGGGACGAAGUGUCGAAGCCGUCAACUCCACGGCCUCAACAGCAGAAGCCUAAGGUUUCCAAAGAAGAUGAAGCGGCUAUGCUACACACAAGCCAAAUUCAGGCUCUCAUCCGUCGUUCUAAGAUCCCAGCAUUGAUGACUUAUCUAUCUAAGAACUCACUCCCUGCGUCUUUCGCCUUUCGGCCAUCCGACUCUCAGCAAAAUUUCCGCUGUCCCACCCCCCUACACUUCGCUGCCAAUCUUAACUCACCAUCCAUGGUCCUCGCCCUUUUGACCAAAACCACAGCAGACCCAACAGCGACCAAUGGCGAAGGAAGAACCCCAUUCGAGCUUGCUGGGGAUCGUGCGACGCGGGACGCCUUUCGCGUUGCGCGUCAUGAGCUAGGCGAGUCGAAGUGGGAUUGGGAGGCUACCAAAGUGCCGUCACCGAUCUCUCGAGACGAGGCCAAUAGCCGCUCUGAGAGGGAGCGAAAAACCGCAGAGGAAGAAGAGACGAGUCGACGCAAGGUUGAAAUGGAUCGCUUGAAAAAGGAGGAGGUGGCUAGCGCCGCACAACGCGCCUCCAAGAAACCAGCUGGUCGAACGCUGGGUUCUGUUGAGAAGACGGCUUCUGAGAAGAGGGAAGAAGAGAUGCGAGAAACGAAUGGCCACAGCAGCCAGCAGUCCAUGUUCGGUUGUGCUCUGGCUGGCUAUGUCUUGAAUUCUGCUUUUUUGAAACUUAUAAGUGCCGGCGACUGGCUUAACGGUGAUUCUAAUCCAUCGGCCGCACACCAUAUGAAAGUGUUAGUGCAGUAG